Cooperia oncophora is the source of this 933-nucleotide messenger RNA. Lineage: Eukaryota; Metazoa; Nematoda; Chromadorea; Rhabditida; Trichostrongylidae. The record is from the annotation of a GenBank genome assembly.
UUGUCUAUCGACUCAUGCAAUUCGACCGGUACUCAACGCAUUCGACAAGACCAAUGCAGGUUACGUGGCCAUAGACAUGGACCUUAUCAAUUCUUGUCCGUUGACGAUCAGCGACAAAUCUGGACAGUUCCCGAGACUCUUCUGUACAGGUUGACUGCCUGUGGUGCUGAGGGCGGUUCGUUUCCCUUUCAAGCAGUCGAGAACGGUGGCGGUUGUGUGACAGUCGACAUAAAGCUGGUGAUUGGUACCAAACUGCAGGUGUCUGUUGGACAGAAAGGAGAAUCACCUUGCGACAGGCAUGUCAAGAGCUCCAUGCAAAAGCAGGUCCUGGAGAGUUUGUGCCAUGGUCAGGACGCAGAUCAACGGCUGAACACAUCUCUGGUGUACGGAGCUGGAGGUGGUGGUGCCACUACAGUGUCUGUUAACUCUGUCUAUAUCAUCGUCGCUGGUGGUGGAGGUGGAGCCUAUCCAACAGAUUACAUAGAAGGCAUGCCCAACAAUCCCGCUGGCGGCUUACCAGAAGAAACACCAUCCAAGGGCAAGUCCCAUCUUCACGAAAAAGCUGGAAUUUCCGUUUCCUUACCAACAUCUGCACCGUGGUUUUGUGACGGAUAUGCGAAUUUUGGUGGAGUAGCCGUUCCGUGCGAACCGGUUGCCGGAGGAGGAGGAGGGUAUUAUGGUGGCCGAGCCAUGUCCCGAAAUCACGGUUCAGGUGGGACCAACUGGCUUGGCAUAAACGUGUCCUCAUUCCAAACAAAGGCAGGAACUCAUAAAGGGAAUGGACUUCUGACCAUAUAUGCGUGCCGCCUUGAAUGCCCGUCGAGGUCGACAUGCUUCUUCACGGAUCUCGACUCGGCUAGUCGUAUGGAAUGCCUAUGUGAAUAUGGUGAAACUGUUUCUUCUUCUGGGAGCUGUAGUCAAUCUCGUAGUUAG